AUGACAAGCAUUUAUGUUUUUAACAUUACGCAUCUGGAUUGGAUCAAAUUGGUGGAUGAAUUAACACCAUUGAUGCUACCUGUCGAAGAACAAGAUGAAAACACAGGCCAAGAAGACAUUGAGUGCCAGUCAGAAAAUGAUGACAUUAACUCACCAUUGACAAGUGGAGAUGAAGAAGAUUGUGAUGAAAUUCUGACCAUUGUACCUGAUUUCCCUGAUACUGUCUAUGACAGUGAUGAUGAUAUUGUCAUCUAUAGUCGGAAAGAUUCGUAUAAAGCUGUUGCAUCACAAUUUGCAAAGCAAGCACAUCCACCUACAAGGAUUGGUUCACUUCCUACAUCGCAAUUAUUUCAUGAUUUGAAGUCUCAGGAGGUGUGUAAUUAA
Molecule: messenger RNA, 384 nt
Organism: Amphimedon queenslandica
Lineage: Eukaryota; Metazoa; Porifera; Demospongiae; Haplosclerida; Niphatidae
Exons: 4
Coding region: 1-384 (127 amino acids)
Source: RefSeq, a predicted model, not a curated record